UAUUCUAAAACCCCUAGCACUUGGGUCUCAUCAGCCUUAGAAACCCCGACGGUAAAAAAAAAAAAAAAAGGUUUUCGGGAAAAAGAAAAGCGAAUACGAAACCUCUUUGCCUCUGUAAAAUUCUAUAAAUGCAAAUUAACUUUAUGGGUCUAUUCUGAUUGUCACACAGACAUGCAUAUACACGCAUUCGGAGGAGAAGUUUGGAAAUUUCUGCCAAUUGUUUACCUUUUCUUAUAAAAGUUUCAAUUUUGAUUCGAGGUUUUGCAAAAGGCGAAGAUGGGUGGUUGGUGAGGAAGUGGGGGUUUAAAGAAAAAGCUUCAAUUUCUAUUUCGAAAGAUGAAUUGUAGUUAUAUAGAUAGACACCAGUUUGACAGAUAAACGAAUGGCUUGGACAGCAACUCGGAAAAGGGGUGUUCGUGUUGGUCUCUUUAGAGCUCUGAUUUCACCAUCACUAGGACACGCAGUGGGAUUAACCUCCAAAAAUAAUCUUGAGCAUGCAGUAAAAUCAGUUUCUGCUUCUUUCAGUCGGAUACCUGAGAUCUCUUGCAGCUCAUUUGUACAGGGCCAUCACAUUUUUUCUACUAAAGAAUCCUUAGCACGGUGUUUUCAUGGCACUCCAGAACUGCUGUUUAGAAGAAGAAAUAAUAAUGAGGCAGUGGGUCUGAAGGUCCAAACUAAAGAGAAGUUUAAGAAGAAGGACAGCAGCAAGAACCAGCCACCUGUUGAAGCUCCAUAUGUGGCUCCUAAACUGAAAAGGAAUACCAAGUCUUCACAAGAUAAAACAGUUGACAUUUUUGAAGGCAUGACUGUUGUUGAGCUUGCAAAGUGUACUGGUGAGUCCAUUGCCACUCUGCAGAAUAUUCUUGUUAAUGUUGGGGAAAAAGUUGGCUCAGAAUUUGAUGCCCUCAGCCUUGAUGUUGCGGAGCUGGUUGCAAUGGAACUUGGGGUUAAUGUUAGGAGGCAACACUCCAAUGAAGGUGCAGAAAUUGUACCACGGCCUCCUGUUGUGACAGUCAUGGGUCAUGUUGACCACGGUAAAACUUCUCUUUUAGAUGCUUUGCGUCAAACAUCAGUGGCAGCUAAGGAAGCUGGGGGCAUAACUCAGCAUGUGGGUGCUUUUGUUGUGGGCAUGCCCUCAGGGGCAUCAAUCACAUUCCUCGACACUCCUGGUCAUGCUGCAUUUAGUGCAAUGCGAGCAAGAGGUGCAGCAGUGACAGAUUUAGUUGUGCUUGUUGUGGCUGCUGAUGAUGGAGUGAUGCCUCAAACACUUGAAGCAAUGUCUCAUGCAAAAGCAGCUAAUGUACCAAUUGUAGUUGCAGUUAAUAAAUGUGACAAGCCAGCAGCCAAUCCAGAGAGAGUUAAAAUCCAGCUUGCAUCAGAGGGCUUGCAGCUGGAAGAGAUGGGUGGUGAUGUUCAGGUGGUUGAAGUUUCAGCUGUUAAGAAGACUGGAUUGGACAAUUUGGAGGAGGCUUUACUUCUUCAGGCAGAGAUUAUGGACCUGAAAGCACGUGUUAGUGGCCCUGCUCAAGCUUAUGUAGUAGAGGCAAGACUUGAUAAAGGUCGCGGUCCAUUAGCUACUGCAAUUGUGAAGGCAGGGACUUUGGUUUGUGGGCAGCAUGUUGUUGUGGGUUCAGAGUGGGGGAGAAUAAGGGCUAUAAGGGACAUGGUAGGGAAGUUGACUGAUCAGGCAACACCUGCAAUGCCUGUUGAGAUUGAAGGGCUUAAGGGGCUUCCUAUGGCUGGUGAUAAUAUUGUUGUUGUGGAAUCUGAGGAGCGAGCUCGGAUGCUUAGUGCAGGAAGGAAAAGGAAAUUUGAGAAAGAUAGGCUUAGGCAGAUGAUUGAUGAAAGGGCAGAGACCAUGGAGCCAUCAAAUGACACGCCUGUACCUGAGAGGGCUGAAAUGGCAUUUAUUGUGAAGGCAGAUGUGCAGGGGACUGUUCAAGCUGUCACAGAUGCAUUAAAGACUUUAAACAGUCCCCAGGUUUUCGUGAAUGUAGUCCAUGUUGGUGUUGGGCCUAUUUCUCAGUCUGAUGUGGACUUGGCACAAGCCUGUGGCGCAUGCAUAGUUGGAUUCAAUGUGAAGACUCCGCCCAGUGCUAUCAAUUUGGCUGCAACUCAAGCCAGGAUAAAGAUAAUGCAGCACCGCGUGAUCUAUCACCUUUUGGAGGAAGUUGGCAAUUUAAUAGUUGACAAGGCCCCUGGAACUUCCGAGACCCAGGUAGCUGGCGAGGCUGAAGUGCUCAAUAUCUUUGAGCUUAAAGGGAGGAGCAAGGCCAUAGGAGGUGAUAUCAAGAUUGCCGGCUGCAGGGUUUUAGAUGGGCAUGUUGUGAAAUCAGCAACCAUUAGGCUUCUGAGGAGUGGGGAAGUUGUGUUUGAAGGUGCUUGCACGUCACUCAAGCGGGCGAAGCAGGACGUGGAGAGAGUGGGGAAGGGAAAUGAGUGUGGACUUGUCAUUGGUAAUUGGGAUGAUUUCCGGGUUGGAGACAUCAUUCAGUGCUUGGAGCAAGUAGUAAGAAAGCCCAAGUUCAUUUCAUCGGAGAGUGGUGCUGUUCGAAUUGAGUGCUGAAUGUUCUUAGAGAAUCUAUAGGAAAGAAAAAGUUUUGAUUCUUGUAGUCAUAUAAUGCUGCAAUAAGUUUUGCAUUAAAAGCUGGAACACUCUGCAUUUGGCGCAUGCAUCUGUAAUUCCAAGUAGACUAAUACUCCCUACAGUGUUUUCUGGGAGACAAUUUAGGAAUUCAUUAUAAAUUUUGUUAUGCCUUGGAGGCAACUCACUGAUUACUGAGCUAAAUUAAAUCAGCAGAGAAAAGAAGGCAUAAAUUCAUUAGCUA
Messenger RNA from Ricinus communis (castor bean), 2828 nucleotides. RefSeq names its product translation initiation factor IF-2-like. Lineage: Eukaryota; Viridiplantae; Streptophyta; Magnoliopsida; Malpighiales; Euphorbiaceae. Gene Ontology annotation, molecular function: translation initiation factor activity; GTP binding; GTPase activity. The record is from RefSeq and is a predicted model, not a curated record. Bases 383 to 2566 code for a protein of 727 amino acids. Gene Ontology annotation, biological process: translational initiation. The transcript has 9 exons.